AUGGCGUCUUCUAUCCAAGCCUUUGCGCCUUUACUUAUCAAUGCUAAGGGAAAAGCUGUAUACAUCAUCUCGUUCGCGGGCUACAUCAAUAUCCCGUUCAUAGGGACAUCUGCGGCAUCCAAGAGAUCACUGAAGCUUGCAGCCGAAACUAUGCAACUUAAGUGGUCUCGUUUGUAA
Molecule: messenger RNA, 177 nt
Organism: Diaporthe citri
Lineage: Eukaryota; Fungi; Ascomycota; Sordariomycetes; Diaporthales; Diaporthaceae
Exons: 2
Coding region: 1-177 (58 amino acids)
Source: RefSeq, a predicted model, not a curated record